This is a messenger RNA of Rhodotorula toruloides NP11, 960 nucleotides long. RefSeq lists its product as uncharacterized. The transcript is spliced from 2 exons. NCBI's taxonomy places the organism in Eukaryota, Fungi, Basidiomycota, Microbotryomycetes, Sporidiobolales, Sporidiobolaceae. The record is from RefSeq and is a predicted model, not a curated record. Bases 1 to 960 code for a protein of 319 amino acids.
AUGUCUCCCACGCUCCCGCUCGAGCUCCAGCUUCACAUCCUCGAGCUCGCCCUGCCGCCGCUCAUCCGCCGCAACCUCGACGAGCGCGUUCGACUCUGCAAGGCGUUCUCGCUCGUUCAUCGCGACUGGACGAAGACGGCGCAGCGCGAGCUUCACGAGCAUAUUACCGUGACGUGUUGGCAGCUGGAUUCUUUCAUUCUGGCGGCGAGGGACCGAAUUCUUGCGGCCCACGGAGGAGGUUGGUCUGUCAAGCGCCUUGACGCACGUCUGCGAGGCACGGGAGGCGCGAUUAUCUUGCUUGAAGAGGGUCAAGGAGUUGAGUGGAGCGCAAUUGAGGAGAUGUGGGUGAACAUGGACGAGGGUGACUUUGCCGAGUUGGGCGCUGAUGGGCUCCGCCGCCUGCACAUCUAUGACGUCUGGAGACGCGGCUUGCUCGGCUUUCUUCAUGCACUACCUACUCGGCUCACCUACCUCGGCCUACACAACGUGAGCCUUCGGGAUUGGAGCGCCGUACGCUUGCCCGCGCUUGAAGUCCUCAUCCUUGAUCUUGUCGCCGACCCACUUCCGUGGGCCACCCUGAUCCCAAGCCAUGUCAAGCUCCGUGUUCUCGCAUGCCGGUGCAACUUCCCACGCAUCGACACCGACACUCUAGCCAAUAUGCCUCAACUCCACCACUUCAUUGCCGUCUUUGAUACGACAUACCGCGCCGCGGAUCUCUGGCCUGCCUUGUUUGACGCACCCGACCCGCAUUCGCCGCCCGUCCGCCUUCCUCAACGCCUGCAAACCUUCACCUGUCUCGCGACGAAGUAUGAUCCUCUUCCAGACGAUCAGUCAGGCUUGACGUCGCUCAAGAUUGCCUGCGAAGAGCUGGGGACGGUACUCGCCGUUCGUCUCGACCUGACAAACCACGAAGUGCGGGUAUUCGAUUUGGAGGAAUGGGCUCACUCCGUCGGCGUCUGA